ACGUCAUCAAAACAGUGAGACAGGCGGAGAAAAGCAGUCCGUCAGUGGAUGUGACACGCUUACAGAUACAUAGAAAACAACCGAGCAAGCAGCAGGAAACCAUGAUCCGGCUCCAGCAGCGUGUUUAGCCUGCUCGAUUCAACUGGACGUCGGACUUUUUCUGUGUUAUUUCCCUCUGUCUCUUCCUGUGUACCUCGCAAGGCAGCAGCGCCAUGGUGGAGCAAUCGGAUCGAGCCCCGCUGCUGGACUGGGAGGAGAUCCCACCGCCCGAUCCGAACCAGGCGGGCCCGCCGCCGCCUCAGCCGCCUCGGGAGGAGGACGCUCCGGCGGAGAAAAGUUCGCAGCCAGCCGGAAGACGCACACCGACGGGCACUGCGGUUGGUACUGGGUGGAGCAGCAGCAGCUCUGCCACCACCACCACCACCGCCAUCGCCACCACCUGCAGCCCGUCUAGGAAUGUAACAGCUGUUGUUGCCAGCGGGGACGGAAGCCCUGGCCGUCCGCGCACAGAUCUCUGUGGGCACGGAUGGAAUCGCCCGGAGCCUCUCGGUACAGAUCGCAAUGUUCCUUUCCCCGGCCUCUCGGUGAGGGAUCAGUGGGAGGAAAAGGACCAGAUCGUGGCUGUGUUUGUGGUUACCUUUGAUACGAGAUCAGGGAAUAUGGUAGAGUGGUGCCUGCCCCAUGACAUCAACCUUGACGGAGUUGAAUUCAAGUCAAUGGCCAGCGGUUCCCAUCGGAACAGUGACUUUAUAUAUUUCCGUAAAGGCUGUUACUUCGGGCUGGCCUGUUUCGCUAACAUGCCUGUGGAGAGCGAGCUGGAGCGAGGAGCGAGGAUGAAGUCUGUGGGAAUUCUUUCUCCCUCCUACACCCUGCUUUACCGCUACAUGCACUUCCUGGAGAACCAAGUCAGACAUCAGUUGCAGUGCCCGGGCCAGUAUUCUCCACUGGAGGCCUUCUACGAGGAUAAGAAGGCCGUCCUUCCGCCUACAGGAAAUGGCCUGGUCACUGCUUGUCCAACCUGGAGUGUUACCACCAUCAACCGCUGCAUGCACCCAGAAAUGAAGAUCACCCACCCAGCUGGCUGCAUGUCUCAGUUCAUCCAGUUUUUCGGAGAGCAGAUAAUGGUGCUGUGGAAGUUUGCACUGCUUAGAAAACGCCUCCUCAUCUUCUCCCCUCCACCUGUAGGUGUGGUCUGCUACAGGGUGUAUUGCUGUUGCUGCCUGGCCAAUGUGUCUCUGCCUGGAAUCGGUGUCUCUGUGCCUGAAUUACGGCCUUUCUUCUACAUUAACAUAGCCGACAUCACUGCCCUGGAAACAGAGAUGUCAUAUGUGGCCUGUACCACUGAGAAGAUUUUUGAGGAGAAGAAGGAGCUGUACGACGUCUACGUUGACAACCAGAAUGUGAAAACACACAGAAGCCAUUUGCAGCCACUGCUCCGGGUGAAUGCAGCAGAUAAGGAGAAGUACAGGAAACUGACUGAACAGAGGCAAAUGUUGCUGUACUCUCAGGAGGUGGAUGGAGACUGUACAUCAAAUGAAGAGGAUCUUUUCAUUCUGUUCUUCAUGGAGCUCAAUAACCGCAUCUUCCAGACCCUGUCAGAGGUAGCAGGGAGCACUGAUCCCACCCUCACCACUGAGCAUGUGAGAGCCAUGGGGCUGGAUCCUCAGGGCGAUCGCUCUUUCCUGGUUGACCUGCUGGAGGUGUACGGUAUCGACGUCACCCUGGUCAUAGACAACCUCUGUUGCCCCUGAACCCCUCCUUCCCCAGGCCCCACUGCUUUGAUGGGCAACUCGGGAUGUCACUGGAUUAUCUGUGCCUUCAAGGCCAACACACACAAACACACACCAAGACACUGAAGACACUGCCUCCACCCUGGGGCCUCAUCUGUUGCCUGCUGUCCCCUCCUGGGUGUCUGUUUCCUCUCUGUCUGUGUCUCAUCUGACCUAUGGAGACUGUUCCCAACCAGUGUGGGUGAUAAGGACACUUAAAACAUUGGUGCGCUGGUCCACGGUGGCUGAUAAACACCUGCCUAGCAGACAGUGCCGCUUGGCAGCUGCGUGCUCCUAUAGCCAUUCACAUCUUCGUCACUCCUUACUGUUUGCUUUUUUUUUUUUUUUUUUUUUUUUUUUAUUGGUCAGAAAUACUGUUUUCUUGUGUCCACUCGUCUGACUUUGAUUCUUGCCUCAGUGGCCAGGCUUUAAACACUGGAUGAAAACAUGAAAAGACUGAAUCAGAUGUGGUCAUCGCGGCAGGAUGAUUGGUCGCUCUGCACACUGCACUCAUCACAGCAAAGAAAGUCAUUGAAACAUUCACAAUCCCGCAGCUUUGGUGAUCACUUGUGGUUUUUCUGAAGAGAAGGGUCACAUGAUUUGGAAAAGUUUUUAGUCCGGGAAAUGAAUUUGCUGUGCUUCAAAUACCUUUCACUGGAAAUUCUAGCCUCCAUAAUGUGUGACACGUUCAACAACUUCAGAACUUUUGCUGUAAUACCACACAUAGAUGUUCGAAUUAUGUGUCUUGCUCUCGUUAAGCCUCUUCUGGAAUUAGAAGAACUGAAAGCUUUUUGACCACUUUAUUUGCCUUUGAGAAAGAAAGCAAUAUGAGUCUGUGAGUAUCAGCCUUUUUAAUGUAUAUUCAGUCUCACAGUCACAUGCUUAAUAUUUCUUUCAAAGCUGAAAGUGAGAGGUGAGUUAAAACUGAAAUAUGUUGAGUGUGAUAUCCUCUUUUUUUAUAAUGGGUAGGGGGUUAAUCAUUCUGAAGGGAAAAGCUGUUAUAAAUAUUUAGUUCACCUUUAUGCACCUUCAACACAAAGUAGAUUUGAUGUGUGUCUGUUUGGCGUUCUGGAAACUUUUUGUCAUACCAUGUGUCUAAUUUGUCGUAAUUGGCGAAGGAAUAUCAGUGAAUGUGACUGUAUAACACUAACUUAUCAUGAAUGCUGCACCAUGUCCACCACUGGACUAUUUCCUAAUGCACACAGUGAUCAUGCUUAACUGUAAUGUUUUUUUUAAUGCUAUUUUUAUGACUUACAGACUGAGCCAGCAAGUAGUCAUGGAAUUGAGGGUUUUUGCGUGUUGUUGCAAUACUGUGUACAGGCUUUCAUUUCAGUUCAUAUAUAUAUAUAUAUAUAUAUGUAUAUAUAUAUAUGAUCCUGUUGAAUGACGAGUCCUCGAUAGAGCUAUUUGUUGUUUACUUGUUGAUCAGCUUGAAAGAGAUCCUCCUCAGCUGUCUGUGUCCAUGACAAAGAUCUCUUUGUGUCUUCGGAGAUCUGUUAAUGUCAUGUUUAGGGCAGAGCAGGAGCUUUAACUGCUCCUCCUCCUCCUCCUGCUUCUCUACAGGCAGAUUCAAAAAACCCCCGUCUGUUCCAGCUGAGGGGUUUCUCUCAUUCUUUUCAUCACAGUCCCAUUGAGUGAAUCCAGCUCUAGAGAUGGGGCCAACUGUGUCUUUUGAAUACUGCUGGCAGAGUGGCUCAGUUCCAUCACAUUGCCAAUCAGAGUGAUAAUUUGUUCCAUGUUGGAACACAUUAAGCUGACGUUUGCCUCGUAUAAAUUUGGAGUAGUGGUUCUCACCCUUCCCAUGGGUCCCCUUAUCUAAGCUACAACACAAAGUCCUUUUUUUAAAACCUGCCUUUAUAUAUCUCUCCCCUGUAUGCUGUUAUUGGGUACUGAUGCACUGUGUGUAAGUACACUGAGAACCACUGAAAACCUGAGUCAAAUUCCUUGUAUGCACAAACAUACCUGGCUUAUAAAGCUGAUUCAGACAAUUCACUGGUAAAUUAAUAUACAUUGCAUUGCUACAUUCCAAACAUGCUCUAUCAGGGGCCUGAGCUGCAGGAUGAGAACUGUAUUGUACCUUCACUUGAGACCCAGGCAAGUUGAGGUGUUUUUUGGGUUGGUUAGAAAAUAAAGAAAGUGCAUCAAGUGUUGUAAGUGAAAGAAAAGGGCACUUAAGUUACGUGGUUUAAAUGGGGCCUUAAGGAAAUGUGACUUUCUCAAACUUACUUCAGCAAAGUGACCAACUCAUUACUGUAUGUACGUCAACAUUAUUUGCUAAAAGAUUAAGUACACUGUUCUUAGCACUUCUGAGUGACCUUACUGUCUCUAGUGAAACCUGUUGACUCUAUUUGCUUGUCAGCAGAAGUGUUCUCUUGCCUCUGACGGUGUUUGCUUUACAGGUGUAUGUUAAAUGUAAAAGGGAAUGUACACAACACACACCACUGUAUAAAAAUGCCUUCUUUUUCUUUGUGGGGUCGUUCACAGAUGUGUACCAGCAUUGGCUAUAUGAACCGUUUGUACAGCGUGUCACUCUUACUGAAUGUCAAAUGACAGCAAAAGUAUUGCACACAUGCAGCAGCACAUCCAAAUAGUGUAACCAUUCUCUUCUUGAUUGUAAUGUAAAAAUCAAGAUUAUUCACAGAAUAACCGAGUCUUCACCUUUACUAAUGUGAAACACUGUAACAGAUGUCAGUAAUGUACACAUGAACUCAAUAGCAUGAGCAACUGUUAAUUUCACUGUACUGCCAUUGUAAAACAAUAAAACAUUGAUACAGGUUAA
This is a messenger RNA of Lates calcarifer (barramundi perch), 4548 nucleotides long. It is a transcript of the gene dennd11, whose product is annotated as DENN domain containing 11. The record is from RefSeq and is a predicted model, not a curated record. Gene Ontology annotation, cellular component: cytoplasm. NCBI's taxonomy places the organism in Eukaryota, Metazoa, Chordata, Actinopteri, Centropomidae.